Molecule: messenger RNA, 2416 nt
Organism: Prinia subflava (tawny-flanked prinia)
Lineage: Eukaryota; Metazoa; Chordata; Aves; Passeriformes; Cisticolidae
Gene: SH2D4B
Product: SH2 domain containing 4B
Exons: 8
Coding region: 991-2277 (428 amino acids)
Cellular component (GO): cytoplasm
Source: RefSeq, a predicted model, not a curated record
UGGCCCUAGUGCUGAAAUAUUAUUUUUGCUGAUUUUGAUAAAACUGUUACAUAGUAAAGAGCUACAAUCUCCUGGAAGAGCAGCAUUGUCACUUUCUCCAGUCAUCAAAUGGAAAAUGAAUUAACAUCAGGGCUUGCAUAGUCUGCAUGAAUUGCAGAGAACUUAGUCUUGUUUAAUUCAUAUUAAUUUAGUUAUAAAGUGAUAACAAGCUUCUUGUGGCUUUUGUAAUAUCCGCUUCUAAUUUUAGAAGCAUUUUAGUCAAUUUGCUGCAUGAUAGUAUUUGUCAACACCAGGUAACUAUGACCCCUGACAUGCCUUACUCUGUUGAGACUGGUUAGCAGGCUAGACUGAGAAAUAAUAUGCAAACUCCUCUCUUAUCAGGAGAGAUCAGUUCCCAAAGUGACAUGGAUAUUGUUGGUGUAGGUGAUACCUUUAACCAUGACAUCACUUUAAACCCCUGGGCAACGCUCACGCCCUUGGGAGUGGAUUGCUGCUGAAAGGAGCUGCUUGACCUGAAACUCUGAGCCUCUCUAUGUUGAAUUUGCUUCUGCUCAAGGGAGCAAAGCUGCUGGGUUCAGUCAAGAAUCCCUUAUUUUUACUGCCUUGCAGUCAGGAGCACUCAAGUGACUCUUACUUUUUUUCUCCCAGCCUUUUCAUUUUAUGGGGUUUUUUUUGUUUUGUGGUUUUUUUUCCCUAGCCUGUUCUGUUCAUUUUUCUUACAUUCACUUGACACCUGUCCCUACCUUUGCAGGAUGAGAUAAGCAAAGAACUCUGUCCCUGUCAAGACAAGGAGCAGAAUAUGCCUGCACAAAAAGGACCAGAGCAGGAAUCAAACCUCUCCUGGGCAGGCAGGCGUGGGAGAGCUCCUUUGCUGCAGUUUGCUUUCUGAAGUGCCAUCAGUGGGGUUUUGUCACUGUAGUGGGUAUAACUGGAAGCAGGUUUCUCUCUCUCUCUUUUGUUUUUCCUUAUUUUUAUUUUUUUGGAGUCAUCAUGCUGCAGCAAAUUUUGCGUGACAUGUAUAUUGACCCUGAGCUCCUGGCAGAGCUGAACGAAGAGCAAAAGCAGAUCCUGUUCUACAAGAUGAGAGAAGAGCAGCUGAGGCGCUGGAGGGAGAGGGAAGAAAGGGCCCGGAUGGAGGAGGCUGUGCUGAGAAGGACAGCAAGGCGCAACCAGAGUAACGGCAAGCGCGUGCAGUGGCUGCGGGGCCAGGACGGCGAGGUGUGGGUCUGGGUGAUGGGAGAAGCCCCGGGGGACAAACCCUACGAGCAGAUCUCAGAGGAGCUGAUAGCAGAGCGGGCCAGGCUGCAGGCACAGAAGGAGGCAGAAGAGCUAUGGAGACAAAAGGAAGCUGAAAUAACAAAGAAAUUCCGUGAUGCUAUGGCUCAAGAAAAAGCCAGAAUAGUGGCAGAAAAAUGGAAAAUAGAAAUGGAGGAUCGGAAAGCAGCCAAACUGGAGGAAGAAAAAAUUCAGGAGGAGCUGAAGAAAAGAGAAGAAGAGGAAAGGCAGAAAGGUGAGGAGCUGAUCAGGCAGCAGGAGGAGAUCCGGGCCAAGGAGCUGUACCUGAGCCUGAAGCAAGCUCAGCAGCACAGUCAGCACAGCGACGACGACCAGGAGUGGGAGGAACAGUUGCGCCGCUCCAAGGCCGCUGACGAGGAGAGGAGCCACAAGGCGCGGCGGGCGCGGGACGAGUACCGACGGCAGUCCCUGCGUGCCAUCCAGAAGGGAAGAGUGGCCGGCCUCAGCCACUUGUUCCAGGGGACAAACCUCAGCAAUGACCAGGAGACCAAACUGAACAACAACACUGCGAGCCCUUUGCUGUCUCCCGCAGCGUCCAGUAACCCCUGGGAGCGCCCCUCUCGGCCCUUCUCCCGAGACGUCAUCAUCCGCUGGUUCAAGGAGGAGCAGAUCCCUCGGCGGGCUGGCUUUGAGAGGAGCACCAACAGGAUUGCCCAGUGGUUCCAUGGCAUCAUCAGCCGCCAGGAAGCAGAGGAGCUGCUGAUGAAUAAAUCCGAAGGCGCGUUCCUGGUGCGGGUCAGUGAGAAGAUCUGGGGCUACGCGUUGUCCUAUCGCCAGCAAAACGGCUUCAAGCACUUCCUGGUUGAUGCCUCGGGGGAUUUCUACAGCUUCCUGGGGGUAGAUCCAAACCGACACCCAACGCUCACAGAUCUGAUUGAUUUUCACAAGGAAGAAAUCAUCACAUCCUCAGGUGGGGAGCUACUCCUGGAGCCAUGUGGACAGCAGAAGAAUCCACCAGACUACAGCCCUUUAUUUGAAUAACCGAUCCAGGACCAACAGGAAUGCAUUCUGGAUAGCUGUAGUAAUAGAUAGUUACAAAAAUAAACAAUGGAAGUAGUUAACUCACUUUUAAAGCCACUGGUCUUGUGGCCAAAACGUAUCCUCAUUAGGAGGCCUAAAA